AUGCCCCCACGCCGUUCUGCCCGUGUUGCGUCCCACGACGAGCCCUCGUCAAAAAAACCAAAAUACGAAGAACCAGACUCGGACUCGGACUUUGAGGCCGAAGAAGAAACCGAGUUGGAAGUGGGAGACCAACUCCCCGACAUCAAACUCAAGGACGACCACGAAAACGACGUCGACGUGGCAGACGUUGUGAAAAACAACAAGUACGUGGUCAUUUUCGCCUACCCCAAGGCGCUGACCCCAGGAUGCACCAGACAGGCCUGUGGCUUUCUGGAGCUGUACCAGAGCUUUGUGGACAACAACACCAAGGUGUACGGCUUGUCGACGGAUAGCCCCAAGGCGCAGCUGAGCUUUGUGAGCAAGCAGGGGUUGCGUUUUCCGUUGUUGUCGGACCCGGAGAGACAGUUGAUUGGUCUUUUGGGUGCAAAAAAGACCCCCAGUGGCACCAAGAGAUCCCACUGGAUUUUCGUUGACGGCAAGCUUGCCGUGAAGAAGGUGCAGAUUCUGCCUGAGGACUCGUUUACCACUGCCUUGAGCGACAUUGAGGGUUUCGUGGCCCAGAACGGACUGGAGCCCAAGGAGGAGUCUACAGAGGAGCCUAAAGAGGAGCCAAAGGAAGAGGCUCAGGAGGAACCAAAGGCUCAGGAGGAACCAACGGCUCAGGAGGUACCAAAGGCUCAGGAGGAACCAAAGGCUCAGGAGGUACCAAAGGCUCAGGAGGUACCAAAGGCUCAGGAGGUACCAACGGCUCCGGCUCCAGAAGCCGAAAACGGCGCCGACGUGGCCGCCGAACCAAAAGUAGAGGCCUAG
Molecule: messenger RNA, 810 nt
Organism: Candidozyma duobushaemuli
Lineage: Eukaryota; Fungi; Ascomycota; Pichiomycetes; Serinales; Metschnikowiaceae
Gene: DOT5
Product: thioredoxin peroxidase
Exons: 1
Coding region: 1-810 (269 amino acids)
Biological process (GO): cellular response to oxidative stress; cell redox homeostasis
Cellular component (GO): cytoplasm
Molecular function (GO): thioredoxin peroxidase activity
Source: RefSeq, a predicted model, not a curated record